Messenger RNA from Episyrphus balteatus (marmalade hoverfly), 7859 nucleotides. RefSeq lists its product as uncharacterized. Gene Ontology annotation, biological process: telomere maintenance; DNA repair. The transcript has 3 exons. The record is from RefSeq and is a predicted model, not a curated record. Gene Ontology annotation, molecular function: DNA helicase activity. Lineage: Eukaryota; Metazoa; Arthropoda; Insecta; Diptera; Syrphidae. The coding region runs from base 2737 to 7263 and encodes 1508 amino acids.
AUGUGGAUGUGUUUUCUGUUUUAUUUUAUAUUUAUAUUUCGAAAAAAUGGAUAGCAACGAAUUAAAAAAAAAUUGGAAAUUUGCCUAGAAAAUUUUGAGAGGCAAAUGAUGCAAAAUUGUUUAAAAGAAACAUUAAACACAUGAAUUUAUUUCAAAAAAUAUAUACUUUUACGAAAGAAGAUAAGGAUAAGUUUGUGAUUGCUAUUUGUGUAUUGUUUUUUUUUUUUUUAAUUAUUUUGUUUUUGCAGAGAAAGAAAAAAUGAGGGCUGAAGAGGAAUCCAGAAACGCUUGGAGGUACAAACAAACCAAAAGCGGCCAUCAACAUCAUUCAAUAAAAGUUUACCUUCCGGUUCCCACGAGUUGAAUGAUGCAGACAUCUUAUAAAAAGUGUGUUUUUUUUGUUUAUUUAUAUAGAUUUUGUGCAAAAAACGAUAUAGAGAUAUUUAAAAUCAAAACAAUUUACGUGUUAAAAACAACAAAAACUUUAUCUGUAUAGAUUUUUUUUGAAAAAUCCAGAUAAUUAUCCAGAUUUUACUUUCUCUCGAUAAAAACAGUAGUGCCAAGCAGUUUAAUUGUUGUGUUCAUACAGAAAUAUCUGAAAAUAUUAACAAAAAAAAAGUGGAGAAAAUGAGGUUUGAAAAAAGCUAUCAUAGAAAAAAAUAAUCAAAAAUUAGUUUGACUUGGUUGCAUUGAAAUGGUAAUAUUUCGAGUUAUACGCCAUGCACUUUUCAGAUAAAAGUUUUAAAUGACUCCUAAUUGUUGAACAAAUAUAUAUAUAAAAUUACCAGAGUUUUUUCGAAAAAUUAGAAAUAAAAAAAAAGUUUACACGUUUGAUUUUUAAAAAAUCGAAAAAAAAAUCAAUAUGGCUACCUUCAAAAGCUUAUAACACAAGAACGACGCAACUUAGGUUUAUGGUCAAGGUCUUAAAAUGUAGCUAAGAAUAUACAAAUAAUUUUUGGUUUUUUGUUAAAAAAUUUUUUUCUGAACCCAACAUGGAUGGCCACAUGAAUAGUUUUGGUUUUUUUGUGAAAUUUGUUUUUUAUCCAUCAUGGAUGUAAUCCCUACUAACAAUUUUGCUUCUAUAAUGCUCUACAGAAGCAACAAUUGCAUCUGUAAAAGCUUUACCCGAUAAACAAUUUUGGUUCUAUAAAGCUUUACAGAUGCAAUUGUUGCUUCUGUAAAGCAUUAUAGAAGCAAAAUUGUUAGUAGGGUAUAUAGAACCAAAAUUGUUUGUCGGGAUAGCCAUACUACUACGGACUUAAGAAAAAAACAUGAACACGGUACAUUUUUGACAGACAGCUGCCAAAGUGUAUGUACAGUGGUGCCAAACAUUUGGAUGGAAUUCAAAAAUCCCGAUGUCGUUUUUUUUGCAAAAAUCUAUAUAGAUAAACAAAAAAACACACCUAAAAACUAUAUUAUAAACACACCCGACAAACAAUUUUGGUUCUAUAAAGCUUUACAGAUGCUAUUGUUGCUUUUGAAAAGCAUUAUAGAAGCAAAUUUGUUAGUAGGGCAUAGCACUAGAAAAAUAUACAAAAUUUUUACUUUUGUAAAUUUCGCACUUUUUCACUUUUUAGGUCAUUGUACUUAAUGGUUUAAUGCGAAAUUUUCAAUAGUAAAAUUUUUUUAUUUCUUUCUAGCUUUUUUGAUUUUGGAACAAACUUCAAAAUUUGUUUUUGAAAUCAAAAACUAAGCUUCCUGGAUCAUUAUAAUAAAUUUGACUAUAUAAAAUGGGUUUGAAAAUUUUCACUGUAAAAGUUGCCGUUUUAUUUAUACCUUUAAAGGCAUAACUAACGACCACUUUUUGCAUAACAUCAAAAAGUGAAUAUUAUCAAAGUCAUUUUGUGACAGGUUUUCAAACUCAAAAAUGAAAAAUAAUGAAACAGAAAGCUUAUCUUUUGCUUACAAAAACAAUUUUUGUAGUUUUUCCCAAAACAAAUACAUCUAGAAAGAAAAAGAACACUAUUUGAAAUGAUUUAAUUAAUCAUUUAAGCUAUUAGUUUUUGGUCUACAAAACAAUUUGUAGGCUUUUUUUCCCAAACCUAUUGCGCUAGCGAGAAAAAAUUUGUUUACUUUUAUACUUUUGUAAAAACUGCCAUUGUAAUUAAAUCUUUACUUUUUGUCUUUAAAAAUAAAACGUAGUAUUUUUUUGAAGGUAUUAGCUGCGUUCUUUUGAGAUUAUUUAUCUUCUUCUUUGUACUCAAAACUUCUUUGAACUCCUUUUUUAAUAGAGCAAAAGUAGUGCAAAGUAGAUAAAUGUUCCCAAAAGAACGCAGCUAUUUUAAAUCAAACAUACCAGAACUAACGACAUUGAACAAACCUAAAAACACAACUGAAUUUAUGUGAACACGCCUACAUAUUUCAAAGUGAAAUGAACACCCAAGCUUCAAUUUCCCCUACUUUCCAGAUUUCCAAUAAAAAAUAACGGGACAAAACGAAUCAAAGACAGUUAUAACCAUAUUCAAUUCGACCAAAACCAAGAGCGAAAGCAAACGAUCUGCAUAAAAAGAAUUUAUUUGUGAGUUAAAAAAAGAAUCAUCUUAAACUAAAAAAAAACUUGAAAAAUAAAACAAUAAAAAGACAAUAAAAAGUGUAGAAAUACCUACCUAUAUUUGUGAACAAAAUUUCAACUAAAAAAACCUAAAAAACAAUUAAAAAAAAAAAUACAUUCUUUAAGAAAAAGAAGAAAAAGAAGGGAAAAAUUCAAAGGAUUGCCAUCCAAAUAAUAUAUUCAACAUGCCUUACAAAAGAUCUCUGAACCCAAAUGCAGAAAGACGUAGAAGACAACAGGCGAAAAAGAAUUUAACGUCACCGCAAAGGCAGGAGAGAUUGUCCAACUACCGAAGGAACCGGCAAACUCGCAGAUAUGAAGAAAACAAUACCCUACUUCCUUCUACAUCCCUGCAAGGAGAAGACAUACAACAGCUAUCAACAUCAGAGCCGAUACAAGAGCAACAGCCAUCUACAUCAGAGCCGAUACAAGAGCAACAGCCAUCUACAUCAGAGCCGAUACAACAGCAACAGCCAUCUACAUCAGAGCCGAUUCAACAGCAACAGCCAUCUACAUCAGAGCCGAUACAACAGCAACAGCCAUCUACAUCUGCUUAUCACCUUUCAUCGGAGAGAAUUAGAGAAGAAAUUAAUAGAAGACGUUCUCAGGACAAAUUAGCAGUAAGUUAUUGUUGUGCAUGGAUUUUACAUAAUGACAAUGAAGUACAAACGGUAUUUGUUGGCUACAUGAAUAUUACCUGUAUUCACUGUAGCGCAAAGUUAUUUCCAUUGGAAGUAGUUAGUGGGUCUUCAAAUAUUUGCUGUCACAAGGGAAAAGUUACUUUGCCUGAGGUGACUGUUUGCGACGAACUUAGAAAUUUAAUUGAGGCAAAUAAUGAAAACACAAAAAAUUAUUUAAAUAACGUUCGACAAUAUAACAACGCACUUGCAUUUGCUUCAAUUCAAGUAAAUUAUGUAAAUUUACCUGGGAGAGGGCCAUUUUGCUUUAAAAUACAUGGCAAAAUAUAUCACUUGGCGGGCAGUUUACAAUGCUCCGUAGGGCAAACACCAUCUUAUGCAGGCCUUUUUAUUAUAGAUGCAGAACAGGCUUUAGAGCAACGUUUAUAUCAUGAAGCCAACAAAGACUGCAACAUUGAUAUAAUGAGAACUUUGCAGUCCAUGUUAGAACGUCAUAACCCUUAUGCUCAGAUGUUCAAAUUUAUGAAGGAUUCCGUUGAGGUUUCGACUGAUUUUCAGUUAACGUUUUCAACUGUCAAUGCAUUCGAUCCAAGGCGAUACAAUACUCCUCGAUCUAACGAAAUAGCAGCCAUAUUUACGAGCACUGAUGGGGCCCCUCCAGGAAAAUUUGACUUUGUCAUAUAUUCGAAGUCUUCAGGUUCACUGACCAAAAUAUCGAAUCUUAAUCCCCACUGUGAUCCUAUGUGCUAUCCAAUGCUAUUUCCAUGUGGGGAUAGUGGAUGGAGACCAGGUAUACACCAUGUAAACAUUCAUAAAACCCCCGUGAGAAAUGUUACAACUCAGUUGCAAUACUACUGUUACAGACUUUCAGUAAGAGGAGAUUUUAAUCUAAUACAUGCAUCAGGCAAGUUAUUCCAACAAUACGUAGUGGACAGUUUUGUCAAGGUGGAAGGUUCACGUAUUGCUUAUAUUAAAUCACAUCAAAAAGAACUGCGAGCAGAGAACUACAAAGGUUUGAUAGACUUCAUGAAUAGCGAUGCACAUCAAACAGGUGCUUUGGUUGGAAUCCCGGUAGUACUUCCAUCUACGUUUUUGGGGAGUCCUCGAAACAUGUUGCAAAAUUUUCAAGACGCUAUGACUAUUGUAACUCGCUUUGGUAAACCAGACAUUUUUCUAACAUUUACAUGUAACCCAAACUGGGUAGAAAUCAAAUCAGAGCUAAAACCAUAUGAAAAAAUUGAAAAUAGACCAGACUUAAUAACAAGAGUUUUUCAUUUAAAGCUCAAGUUAUUGCUUGAUGAUUUAUUUAAAGGGAAUGUUCUUGGUGUUGUUACGGCAUAUGUUUAUGUAAUCGAGUUUCAGAAGAGAGGUUUGCCCCAUGCUCAUGUUCUUUUUAUGGUCAGAGAUGAAGACAAAUUACGUGACAAGGAACGCAUAGAUGCAGUUGUUUCCUCCGAAAUUCCCGACUCGCAAAAAAAUCCACGGUUGUUCAAUAUUGUAAUGCAAUGUAUGGUUCAUGGACCAUGUGGAGUUUUAAAUAUGAAUAGUCCUUGCAUGCGUGAUGGUCAAUGUAGCAAAGGAUAUCCAAAAUCAUUUGCCAAUGAAACAAACAUGAAUGUAAAUGGGUACCCAAUUUACCGCAGAAGAGAUAAUGGACGGUCAGUUUUAGUUGGUUCUCAUGAAGUUGAUAAUCGCUGGAUUGUGCCUUAUAAUGCUUUUUUAACACUUAAAUAUCAAGCACAUAUCAAUGUAGAGAUAUGUUCAUCUGUUAGAUCGGUAAAAUAUCUCUAUAAAUACAUUUACAAAGGCCAUGAUUGUGCGUCUGUGCGUUUGCGAACUGAUAGGGAAGGGCAACAACAACUUUCUUUAAAUGAGCCUGAUCUGUUCUUAAACUGCCGUUACGUAAGUCCCCCAGAAGCGAUGUGGCGUCUUCACGAACGAUCUUUGUUCGAUCGAUCUCACACUAUCCAAAGACUACCGGUCCACUUACCCAACGAACAAAUGAUUUAUUUUGGGCCGGGACAAGAACUCCCAGUAAAUUUGAAUAGAGAAACCAAGCUUACAGCUUUUUUCAAAUUAUGCCAAUAUGACGAGACUGCUCGGGAAUAUUUUUAUCAACAAAUACCAGAGCACUACACUUGGGGAAACAGCAUGUGGAAAACGCGUCAAAGAUUUUCAAAAGCCAUAGGGAGAAUAUUCACGGUAAGUCCCAACGAUCGUGAAAGGUAUUUUCUGCGUCUGCUUCUUCUUCAUGUCAAGGGACCGCAGAGUUACGAAAACAUAAGGACAGUUGAUGGGACACUCUGUGAAACAUAUCAAGAAGCCGCAGAAAAAUUACACUUACUGGAAAAUGAUCGAGAGUGGACUCUAUGCUUGCAAGAGGCAGUAAAUAUGCAAAUGCCUUUCCAGUUACGUCAACUAUUUGCGAUAAUUUGUCUGUUUUGCUCACCAAGCAAUGUUUUACAGCUGUGGAUAACUUUUGAGCAAUUUUUGACCGAAGAUUUUUCCAAAAAAUAUAAUGCCGAAUCAAGUACUAAUCGAGCUUUGGGUGAACUGGAACUUAUAUUUCGGCAACAUGGAAGAACAUUGGAACAAUUUGGUUUACCAACACCAACUCAAAGAGUAGAACAAGAAGCAGAAGAUACCUACAACAUCGUAGAAGAAAGCGCUGUGGGUCAACUCUCUUAUGAUAAGCUCAACGUAGAGCAACGUGAAAUCGUAGAUGAAAUUUUGAUUGAUUUGCAAAGUGGGAAAGGACAUUCGUACUUUAUCGAUGGGCCAGGAGGAACCGGAAAAACAUUUCUAUACCGCACGUUGUGCUCUAUUUUACGUGGUGAGGGAAAGGUCGUUUUAUGUGUUGCCUGGACUGGAAUUGCAGCGAGUUUAUUGGAGGGUGGUCGAACCUGCCAUUCACUAUUUAAAUUGCCGGUUCCAAUUUUAGAAACCUCUGUAUCGAGCAUCCGAAGUUAUUCCAAACAAGCUGACAUUAUCCGUCAAGCUUCAUUAAUUAUUUGGGAUGAAAUCUCUAUGGUUCCUAAGGAUGCUUUACAUGUGGUUGACCGUCUGCUGAGAGAAAUAUUUAAUAAAAACGACCUUUUUGGUGGAAAGACCAUUCUCUUUGGUGGGGAUUUCAGGCAAGUUCUUCCGGUUGUAAGACACGGCAACAGAACUUCUAUUGUUGAGACCAACGUAAAGCAGUCCCCUUUGUGGUCCCAAAUUCAUAAAAGAAAACUUAAGAAGAAUAUGAGAGCAAAUGAGGAUCAAAUUUUCUGCAAGUGGUUACUACAAUUAGGAGACGGAGAUCUUCAAUUUCAAACGGACGUGUCUCCAGAAGCAGUCAAAAUUCCUAAAAGCAUUUACGUAAAUGAAAAUGAAUUUGUAUAUAAAAUUUUUAACACUAGCAUUAUUAACCAACAUAACGUAAUGAAUUUCGUCGAUCGGGCUAUUUUAUGUCCAAAAAAUGACGAUUGCGAUAAAAUCAAUAAUUUCAUAGUGAACAAUAUAGUCGAAGGCGAACCAAAAACGUAUUUUAGCAAUGACUCACUGAUUUCCGAGGAUCAAGCCGAUGAACAACUUUAUACCGUUGAAUUUUUGAACAGCAUAAGUCAUUCUGGCCUUCCACCUCACGAACUGGUAUUAAAAAAGAACACAACAAUAAUGCUAAUAAGGAAUCUUAACGCUCGGGAAGGCUUAAUAAAUGGGGCAAGGAUGGUUAUCACUCGAUUGGGUGAAUUCACUUUAACAGCGAGACUAUUAAAUAACCAAAAAACGGUACUAAUUCCUAGAAUAUCUUUAACUCCUUCUGAUGCUACGAUGCCGUUCAGUAUGAUCAGGAAACAGUUUCCUGUCAAAAUUUCCUAUGCAAUGACCAUCAACAAAUCGCAAGGUCAAACGCUUCAAAGGGCGGGAUUAUACUUGCCCAAUCCUGUUUUUUGCCAUGGGCAACUUUAUGUAGCUUUUUCGAGGGUUCAGUCAUUUUCCAAUAUUUGUGUAUGGUUGAAGGAAACAGAGAAGCAAAUUGUUAAAGAUGACUGCAUAAUAACUUCAAAUAUCGUAUUUAAAGAAGUUCUAUAAAUUAUGAAAAUUAUGAAAUGAAAACAAGUCCAAAUAAAUUUCAAUUAUUUAUUAUAAUGAAAAUGAUGAAUGUAAUAAGUGAACCUUUACAUUAAUAAGAAAUUUUUAAAAUAUCUUUUAUUAAAAAUAACAUAUCUGAAACAAAACAAUCAAUUACUAUGUAAAAAAACUAUUUUUAAAAUGACAAAACUGAAAAUAAGUAUGCGCACCUGUACAUUACAAAGAAGUUAAAAAAAUCUAUUGUUUUAAAGAUAAAAGCUGGAAAUAAAACAAUCAUUUACUAUGUAAAAAAAAUCUAUUAUUUUUAAAAUGACAAAAAAAUAUGUGCACCUUCACAUUAUUAAGAAAUAAAAAAAAAUCUAUUAUUUAAAAAAUAAAAAAGGAAAAUAAAACAAUCAUUUACUAUGUACAAAAAUCUAUAAUUUUUAAAAUGACAAAACUGAAAAUAUAUACAUAUGUGCACCUGUACAAUAAUAAGAAAUUAAAAAAAUCUAUAUUUUAAAAACAAAUAUCUGAAAAUAAAAUCAUUUACCAUGUAAAACAAUGUAUUAGUUUUAAAAUGACAAAAUGGAAAAUAAAAUUAUAAUAAUUAUGUG